Molecule: messenger RNA, 4402 nt
Organism: Mycena citricolor
Lineage: Eukaryota; Fungi; Basidiomycota; Agaricomycetes; Agaricales; Mycenaceae
Source: the annotation of a GenBank genome assembly
CGCUAUCACCGCUCCUCCAACGCCUCGCCUUGCUCAUUCUUGUGGAUUUGGAUGACGGAACACCAUUAUCUUGCCGUCCUCAAGGCAUCCUACGAUUAUGAGCCAGAUGCAGGGGCAGAGGAUGAGAUAGCUAUCAAGGAGAACCAGAUACUACUCCUUGUCGCAAGGGUAGACGCAGACUGGUGGAAGGUUAAGAUUAAGGGUGAGUCGCAGGAGGAGGAGAGCCCGGUCGGGCUCGUUCCCGCCGCAUACGUCGAACCUGCCGAUCACACGUCCACUGUCAAAGCCCUCUAUGACUAUGAAGCCAAUGCUCCCGGAGAACUGACGAUGAAGGAAGACCAAACCUUGCACGUCUUCGACAGGGAAGAGGAAUGGCUCUUAGUCCAGACCGAGGAGGACGGUGGCAAGGCCGGAUUUGUCCCCGCCAAUUAUGUUGAGGAGAGCACUGGGGGGGAGGCACAGCAAGAGGCUGCGGGCUCACAGAUUGUCAUCCCGGACUCGCCUCCCAAGCCGGCAUAUGUGGAUCCGGCAGACCGAGUUGCAUCAAGCAAGAUAACUGCCGAUGACAUCCAGACGUGGGCUGUUACGGAAGUGGAUAAGAAGGGCAAGAAGAAGAAGGGAACGUUGGGAGUCGGGAACGGAGCUGUGUUUUUCGCCAGCGAGUCGGACAAGACUCCCGUGCAAAAAUGGCAAACUGUCCAUGUGGAGAACAUCACCGUCGACAAGGGCAAACACAUUCACAUCGACAUCGGAGGUCCCACUCCCAUCAACCUGCAUUUCAGCAUCAGCUCGAAAGAUCAGGCCGACGCGAUUGUGGCGAAAUUAAACUCGUCCAAGGAACUGUCGUCGGCCGCAGCUGGAGCGUCAUCGUCUUCCUCUGCUGCUGCUGCUGCUACUCCGAAGAAGAACACAGUACAUUUUGCCCCUGAUUCACCCACGGUCAUCCCCGUCUCUGAUGACGAGGAAGCUGAAGAGGAGGAACAAGAGGAAGAGGCAGAGGAAGCUACCCCAGCGGAAGAACACGCCGCCAAUGGAGAUGGGAACCUGGCGACCGCUUUGUACGAUUUUGCUGCCGAUGGCGAGGAUGAAUUAUCAGUGACGGAAGGCGAAGAAUUGACGAUUUUGGAGAGGGAUGGAGAUGAGUGGUGGAAAUGCCGCAACUCCCGUGGUGAGGAAGGGGUUGUACCCGCUUCUUACCUCGAGGCAGGACCGGGUACCGCCGCCGCUGCCGAUGAGGAUGAGCAAGACGAUACUUCUGCCCGUGAAGCUGAAGAACGCGCUGAGAAGGAACGUCGCGACAAAGAACGUCGUGAGAAAGAGCGUCGUGACAGAGAGCGCCGUGAAGCUGAAGAGGCUGAUCGUGCUGAAAAGGCGGUCAAGGACAAGGAGCGAGCUGAGAAGGAACGCAAGAAACAAGAAGCACAGCAAAAGGCCAAAGCUGCUGCCGCUGCUGCUGAGGCUGAGCGAGAGAAGCGCAAAAAGGCUGCUGCCGCUGCUAACGCUCGUGCAGAGGCGGCAUCUCCUGCUCCGACAUCUCCAGAGCCCAAGAAAUCAUCACGUUCGUCGAUGGAUCCAGCUGCGCGACCACCAGCUGAUCGGGUCCGGGAAUGGCGUGACCGGACUGGGCAGUUCCGAGUUGACGCAGCUUUCCUCGGGUUCAACAAUGGCAAGCUUCGCCUACAUAAAACAAACGGAGUGAUUGUCGAAGUUCCUGCCGAGAAGAUGUCGAUCGACGACAUGAAGUACGUUGAGAAAGUGAUGUCCAAGCAGCGACACAAGAGUUCAGCCCCGUCAACGUCCUCUGGGACAUCGCGCAAGGUCUCUGAAGACGAUGUUCCCCUAGCAGAGGCCAAACGACAGUCGAUGCUGUCUGCAAAGCAACCGAAGAAGUCGACGAUCGACUGGUUCGAUUUCUUCUUGAAUGCUGGAUGUGAUCUGGACGAUUGCACUCGCUAUGCCGACUCGUUUGAAAAGGACAAGAUCGACGAAACUCUACUGUUGGAUAUCACUGAUUCUACUAUGCGCUCUCUGGGCCUUCGCGAGGGGGAUAUCAUACGCGUGACAAAAGCAAUCGAGAAACGGCGGCCUGAGAAGAAAACAGAAGACGCCGUGGAUGCUGAUGGCAGUCCACUCAAGAGCCCGCCGAAUCUAUUCACGACGGCUGGCGGUGCUCUGAAGCAGCCCGCCCGCAGGGGACGACCACAGCCGAGCAAGACGCUCCCAGCCUCGGUCGACUUGCAAGCCAUUUCGACUGUCUCCGACCAGAUUCAGAGGACGAGUUCGCCGCAGGCUAUCACUCCUACCGCGGUGCAGCCUCCUCCGCGGACUAGUUCGGCCCCUGCUGUUGCUGCACCCCCCGUUAGUGGAUUCGACGACGAUGCCUGGACCAACCGCCCGAGCUCGGCACAGCCACCUGCCAUAGCGGCAGCGGCUGCAGCUCCGCCUGCGAGAGCACCAUCCGCACCACCAGCCCCGGUUGCACCAACCCCACCCCCUGUUGUGGCUGCCACUGCCCCAACUCCAGCUGCGGCCCCGCCUGUGCAAGCUCGCCCAGUUUGGCCAACACAACCGAAUCGGAUGUGUUUAAUCAGCUCGCUCGGCUCGCUGCGCUCCGGACGCAAACGCCACAGCAAAGCGCGCCGACGCCGCCUCCAGUGAUCAGUAGUCCGCCCCUCGUCACUAAUGUGACCCCGCCGAUCGGAUAUGUUUCUGGCAUGGGCAUGGGAUCUUCCCCUUGUCGAUGGGCCAGCACCUCACGGCCCAGCGCACCGGGAUGGUCCCUUCGCCGUCGCCCCAGCUCGGUCCGCGCGGCCCCUUCGCCCCUGUUCCCAGUAACCAGUCUUUGCUCCAGCCACUCAUUCCGACGCAAACAGGGUUCAACAGCUUCAUCCCUACUCGUGCAAGCACGAAUCCCGUCUCCCAUUCGCCAAUCCGGUGGCUCAGCCGUCGUUCCUGUCUGCACAGCCCACAGGAUUCAUGGGCGCUCAGCAGAUGCAGCCCCAAGCCACCGGUUUCCCGGGUAUGCAGCCUCAGGCGCCUGCGUUCUCGGGUCUGCAGCCUCAAGCUACUGGGUUCCCAGGUCUGCAGCCGCAGCCAACUGGAUUCCCCAUGCAACAGCAACUGCCGCAACCGACCGGCUCUCCGUUCGGUGGGUCCAAUGGAUUCGUUGCCAGCAAUCCAACCGGAUUUGGCAUGGCGCAGAAUGGAAUGCAAAUGAAUGGCAUGCAGAUGAAUGGAUUUGGCAAUGUUCCUCCCGUCCCUCCUCUUCCAGUUUCUGCCAACAGCGGCAAUGCUACCAACGCGGCGAACGUCUUUGCGCAGAUGAAAUCCGGAACGUUUGGAGCGGAAGACAACGCUCCGCAACCAUCAGACAGAUAUGAUGCACUGAGGCCUAACCCGAUGGUCCCGCAGGCCACCGGAUGGGGAUACCAGAAUGGCAAUGGAUUUGGAGGGUACCGCUGAUUUAUAUUCAACUCACUCAUGUACUACGGAUAAUAUCAUCUACUAUACCAACAAUCGUGUCAGGACAUCUCCGAGGUCAUUGUUCGCGCAGGGCUGCUCGGAGAACCAUCUGUGCUGCAGUGCCUCGGCUGCUGACAUUCGUUGCGCCGGAGAAUACACCAAGAACAUGUCCAGCAGAUGCAGCAGUUGGUCAGCAUUCGCAGGUCGAUUUGACAGCAUUGUUUUCAGAUCGACAGCAGGAACGACUUUGAAAUCGACGCUCGAUGAACCCAGGAGUUGGGUGAAUCCCUGGAGUGCAAUGGGAUCAUGAUGAUCAGGGCGAAUGGGUCGAGCUCACAGGCCAUGUCUCAUCCGUCGGAGUUCCCCUCAUUUUGAAGAUACUCCAUAUCAGCGCAAGCUCUCCUCGGUAUCCGUUGAAUAGAGGAUCUCGAGCCCAGGCAGUCUCUGGCUGACCGACUCGAACAGAUCCUGGAACGACGAAGGGCUGAUCGUCCGGCUGGGCGCUGGGCACUGCUUCCCCGUUGUCGUAUGAAUAUGAUUCCGAAUCCAGCCGUAAUGUGGUGAACAUCUCUGCCAGGAUGGUCCCGAAGCUCCAGAGGUCAACACAUGCGGGCUCGUAAGAUCGCACACCGAACAAAAGUUCUGGCGCGCGGUAGGGACUGGACGAUUCACGUCAAUGAACGGGACAGCGAAGCCGUGCUCUACAUACCCAGUACACACCUCGAAAUAAAGGCCAUCGGGUGCUUCUGGCCACAUGUCGUCGGAGCAAUCUCCCACCGCAUCCCGCGCGACGCCAAAGUCAAUCAGCACUACGUGUGCCUCGUGUGUGAGGAGGAUAUUGGCCGGCUUCAGGUCACGGUGCGAGAUCCCGAGAGCGUGCAGAACGAGCAUCUCAGACUCUUGCGCGGGGUUCAAGACUGCGGGAAGUCCAGCGCGAGGG